UUGUAAAAUUGCAUUGAUUUAUGAAUGUGGAAUUGGUUUAAAAAUACAAGUAAUGUAGGGUAUGAGAAAAAUCUAAUAAUGAGCUGAGAACUUAGGUUACCGUGAAUCUCGCGAGACUUUUGCACCUAGUUCUAGAAACGAGCACGUGCUGGGCGUGUUGUCAAACGUACAGGUGCGCACUUGACUCUCUCCGCCUGUUCGCGUGACGUCAGAAUUGAGGAAGAAAAUUGCGGAAAUGCUACGUGGAUAAACAAUUAUAGGUAGUCGGCGUUUUAUUACACCUAUUGCUGUUUACGAGGACAUUUCUUUCUCCCUGUCUUCAGAUUCCUCGGUCCUCUUCUUGGAAAUCGAAGCAAAGCAACUGAGGAAAUGUCUUUGGAAGGAAGCAUGUGUCCUCUAACCUGCCUCUGAAAUACAAUGGGAACUCCCCGCCUCCUGCGGGACAGCGGAGAACAAACUGCACGCUGCCAAAAGCGAAGCUACAAAGACGACAACAACAGAAAUUAGGUCAAUAUAGAGGCAACCCCUGCUGAUCCUGCUACAGCUUAAUAGAACAACUAGAUGUAGACAGAACUGUAAUAGUGUCACGGGUGUUAUUGGAUUACAUUGUUAUAGUGUGUAAUGGGGGAAUGUGUGUUGGACCUCCACGGUAAAGAUGGUUUUCAAAGUGGUGAAGGGUUUGACGAAUGGUCCACGUUCAGUUCUGCGGACUGGACACAACCCCAGCAAGAUGACAAAGGGUUUUCAGACUUGGGCGGAUUUCAGGACAAAACCAGGAAAGAGGAAUUAUCAGCCAUACCUGUGACAGAAACAGGAACUUUCGAGUUUCCUGAAAACGCUGAAAAUGGUGACAAGGGAAAUCCCUGGUUCAUUUUUAAGGACUGCUUUCAAGUUGAGAUGGCAGAGAAAAACCUUAUGAUGAUGGAAAUCCCUACAUUGUCCCAGCUACAUCAGAGCACAUUACAGAUGCCCUCUCAGUCUGCAGCAAUAUCAAGCCAAGCUGCAGAUUUCUGGUGUCAUCUACAGUCGGGGUCAAAAACUCUGAGACUGUCAGGUCCCAAACCUAAACUACACUCCCGUGAAGGACUACUCAAAUCCCUGCAGCUCACACACCCGGAUGCAAGCGCUGACACACAGACCACAACUCUGUCUGAUCUUGAACUAGAACAUCCAGAAAACCCUCCUGGAGCUCUUAUUCAAACCAAGCUGAUGCCAUCAUCACACUGUCAAAAUUCUCCAGGAUUCUUCUACCAGAUCUCACGCCAGUGGCUCAGCCAGUAUAGCAUGAACCUGCGGCCUAACCAGCACUAGAAAGAUCCUCUACAAUAAACAUCACAUGCAUACACACACAAAUAUAUCCCAGAAAAGCCAGCAUAUUGUAUUUAUAGAUACACAAAUAGAUCCUGGAAAAGCCAGCUUGACAAAAGCACAGGAAUGUUUUACUAUGCACACAGCUCAGGAAGAAUAUCCUAACUUACUUGACAUACACACUUACUACUAAUGUAAAUAAGAGGCUGUUAACAUAAGCAUUAGAACAGAACUAACAAGUGCCUAAUAAGAACAAAAUCACUGUAAACCUCAAGUAUAGGCUGUUAACAGCCAUAUCAUUAUUUAUAUAUUCAAUUUUCUGUUGCUGCCUAAGCUGAUUGCUUACUGCUCUUAAAUCUGUUAUAUUUAUUGUGAUCUUAAAUAUUUGAAUGUAUUUGGUAUAUUUAUAUUGGAAAUAUUUAAACAGGAAUAAAUGAACACACAGCUCUAAUAGUU
This is a messenger RNA of Pimephales promelas (fathead minnow), 1764 nucleotides long. RefSeq lists its product as uncharacterized. The record is from RefSeq and is a predicted model, not a curated record. NCBI's taxonomy places the organism in Eukaryota, Metazoa, Chordata, Actinopteri, Cypriniformes, Leuciscidae.